CGGCGAUCUCGCUAUCAUGAGACAUGACGCAUACCUAGCGAUCGAAGUCCAGGAAGAUCCAACUAACAUCUUUCAUUAUCGUCGCAUUUUGCUGACUAUUUGGUGAUCGCUGGUACAGUUCAACUCCAAGUGUUCAGCUGCCUAUCUGUAGUAAUAGUUAGCAGGGCUAGCUGCAAGUACUGUCCUCGUUUUACUUCGCUCACCCAAAGGAGAGUUGCACUUGGUUUCAAGUUCUACAGUUCCAAAAGUUGCUUACUGUGGGAUUUUGGGUCACGGCGGACGAAGAACCGGAGUGCAUAUUUUCUCAAUAAUCAAUUCGAUUGAGGACAACGAUCAACAUGUCUCAGAAUAAGAAAUUGCAAGACACCCAGAAUCAGGUGGACGAGGUGAUGGGAAUCAUGCGCACUAACGUCGACAAAGUCCUGGAGAGAGAUCAAAAGCUCACUGAUCUGGACGACAGAGCAGAAAACCUGCAGGUUGGUGCUAACCAGUUUGAGCGGACUGCCACGCGGCUGAAGCGAAGAAUGUGGUGGAAGAACUUCAAAAUGUGGAUUAUCAUUGGUGUUGUGGCUGUGGUCCUUAUCACUAUCAUCGCUGUGCUCAUCUGGAAGUUUUCGUAAUGUAGUCAUGUUAGAGUCUUCACAUUAUCGUUAUAAGCUUUGCCGUUCUUCACUUUUGUGUCGUCUUAGUGUAGCAGCAUGCCGCUGUACUUUCCUUUUUGAACGUUAUCUUAUUGUGAUCAGUCGACUCGAGCUGGCGAUGGCAGUGACUUUACCUGUUUACUCAAUCAAUUUAUUUUUAUAUUGGAUUUUUGUAGUAUAAUUAUCUCUCCAGUUCUCUCUCUCUCUCUUUCUCUCAUUUGGUCAUUCACUCACUCACUCACUCACUCACUCACUCACUGACGAGGGAGGGGCACAUGUGUACAGUUUUUUUUCUUGAAACUCACCCACUGUGAAUGGAGCAAGCUUCCCACACAUUGCAACGCAGCUCCGCCAUGCUCUUUUUAAAGGACUGUUUUUUUGUGAACCAGUCCUGUAACUUCGCUCAUGAUUGUCCCUAGGUAGUACCGGAACAUUGGCUGAAUAAUGGAAUUUGUCUAUUCAGAGUUGACCAGGCUGAAGCGUAGCCCAAAAUCGGCCAGUGCAUGGUACCAGACUUGUCGGCCUGUUCUGCUGCUAUCUUGUCAUAGAUAAGAAUGCUUGGCCGGAUCAGACUGUCCUUUGCUAUCCUCUGGCUGACGGCAGUCUACUUCAGUUUACGGCUGCUGUGGUUGCUACUGUGUCUCCAUGUAUAAGACUUAGUGUUCUCGAUCUAGGUCAUUAUAUUUUUUAUCUUUUAAAAUUAUGUUGUUGAUGUUGAUGUAAUUGUAAAGUUGUUCGACUGAUUGCGGUGCCUGCCGGCUGCAAGAUGAAUCCUACUCUCUA
Sycon ciliatum is the source of this 1424-nucleotide messenger RNA. RefSeq names its product vesicle-associated membrane protein 3-like. Lineage: Eukaryota; Metazoa; Porifera; Calcarea; Leucosolenida; Sycettidae. Gene Ontology annotation, cellular component: plasma membrane; SNARE complex. The coding region runs from base 339 to 620 and encodes 93 amino acids. The record is from RefSeq and is a predicted model, not a curated record. Gene Ontology annotation, biological process: vesicle-mediated transport; vesicle fusion. Gene Ontology annotation, molecular function: SNAP receptor activity; syntaxin binding. The transcript is spliced from 5 exons.